CAGUCUCAGACUGCAAGUGGCAGUAUGAUCGUGUUUGGUAGUGGCAAGGAACAACCCGCCUGUGGCAUCUCGCUCCGCCCCUGUGGCGAAGAGAUCUUGGAGGAAAGUCACGGAUGGCGAGUCAGUGACAAGCGUUGUGGAGUCUCCGACGCCCACUCGGCCCCAAACCCGAGAGCU
This is a messenger RNA of Colletotrichum navitas, 177 nucleotides long. RefSeq lists its product as uncharacterized. NCBI's taxonomy places the organism in Eukaryota, Fungi, Ascomycota, Sordariomycetes, Glomerellales, Glomerellaceae. The annotation marks the transcript as partial. The transcript has a single exon. The record is from RefSeq and is a predicted model, not a curated record.